UGUAAUGUUACUGAACACGUUGUCAGCCAUCUGUCUGAUAAGCUCAUUUUAUAUUAUUUUAUUAAAACCAGCAACUUUAACUCUUAAAAAGAGGUGUGCAGUAGAUGGUUUUACAUCCUUAUGCUCAAUUAAAGAAAGACUUUAGUGAAGAAAUCUAACGUUACUUUGAAAUAGUGAACUCCUUAGCUCAGCCUUCAUGAAUCGCAGUUUGGUGGGCUACUAUGUCUGAUUAAAAGUGUUAAGAUAAAAACAUUUCAGAAAUGGCUUCAUUUAAACCUACAAAAAUCCAAGUGUAUCCUAAACUUGGAGAGAAAGUCACACAAGACACGCUGUAUUGGAAAAACUAUAAGGCUCCGGUCCAAAUAAAAGAAUUUGGAGCGAUCACAAACAUAGACUUCUCUCCUGUGGCCCCUCAUAAUUAUUCUGUGACGGCAUUCACAAGAAUCCACAUUUAUGGGCCUUUCUCCCAAGAGCCUGUGAAGACAUUUACUCGGUUUAAGGACAGUGCUUACUGUGGGAGGUUCAGGUCUGAUGGUCAACUGCUCGUGGCAGGAUGUGAGGACUCUGUGGUCAGGCUGUUUGAUGUCAGUGGCAAGGUGGCACUCAGGCUCUUCAAAGGGCACACAAAGGCUGUACAUGUAACAGACUUCAUCUCAGACCGUUACCAGGUCCUCACAGGGUCAGACGACUACACCUGUCGACUUUGGGACAUUCCAAAUGCAACGGAGCUCACAACCUACCAAGAACACACAGAUUACAUCCGCUGUGGUGUCACAAGCAAACUCAACAGCGAUCUCUUUGUUACUGGAUCAUAUGAUCAUACAGUGAAACUGUUUGAUGCCAGAGUGGAUAAGAGUGUGAUAACCAUGGACCAUGGCCACCCAGUGGAGAGUGUUCUUCUAUAUCCUUCUGAGGGACUUCUGGUCUCUGCAGGCGGGCGCUAUGUGAAAGUGUGGGAUCUGCUCAAAGGAGGCCAGGCUCUGGUGUCUCUAAAGAACCAUCACAAAACUGUCACCUGUUUGUGUCUGAGCAGCAACGGACAGAGACUGCUGUCAGCGUCUUUGGACAGGCAUGUGAAGGUGUACAACACAACCAACUAUAAAGUGGUCCACAACUUUGACUACCCUGCCUCCAUCCUCAGUCUGGCUUUAGCUCCGGAUGAUGAGUCCAUCGUAGUGGGUAUGACCAACAGUAUUCUGAGUAUAAAACAUAGAAAAAGCUCUGAAGAGUCAAAGGAAAUAUCUAGCAAGCAGAGACGACGGCCAUCAUACCGUGUUUUUGUGAAGGGGAAGAACUACAUGCCUAAACAGGAUGACUACCUCGUCAGUAAGCCAGUGAAACAGCAUUUGACAAAAUACGACAAGCAGCUCAAGAAAUUUAAUGUAUCCAAGGCCUUAGAUACAGCUCUGGAGACAUGGACGAGAAUGAGAAAGCCAGAGAUUACAGUUGCUGUUAUGAAGGAGCUGGAACGAAGAGGAACACUGAAAAACGCUCUGGCUGGAAGGGAUGAACAGGGGCUUUCUCAUUUGCUCAACUUCCUUAUAGGGAACUUGGCUGACCCCAGGUUUGCUCCUGUCCUUGUAACAGCAACUGAGGCGAUCCUGGACAUCUAUCAGUCAGUAAUCGGACAGUCUGCAGUUGUGGACCGACAGCUGUUGCGUCUGCAGGAGCUUCUGGAGAAAGAGGCUGACUACCAGCAGGACCUCCUGGAGGUGCUGGGCAUGUUGGACACAAUCUUUGCCUCCUCUCUCCCUAGAAAGGAGGUGCCGUGCUCUGGCGUCAGCAGGUCUAAUGGCCUGGCCCAGGGAGAAGCGAGUGCCUCAGGACCACAGCUUCAGGCCACCUGAGGCAUGUAAUGCGGAAGACUGCUUUAGACUGGGUUGGAGUAUGCUUACAACUCUAAAACCUCCUUUUGAAACAUAAGACAUUUCCUAACAUGACAGGCCAUGUCAUAGACUUUACCAGACAAACAUUUUGAUACAGGUUUUAAGAGAUUGACAAACUCAUGGUCUCACUUUGGUGUUUUAACUCAGCAUGACUGACAAUACAACAGGUAACAAAGAACAUACAUUUUCUGUAAGAAGACUCUUUAAAUGUGUGAAUGUAAAGCAAGGUGAUUCUUUUAUUGGAAGUCUUGAAAUUACAUUUUCAGUUGUAAUUGUAAUAUGUGUGUGUGCACAUGCGCACUUGUGUGUUUGAAUAGUUUUACUAUAAAUGUUUGUGUUUUCAUAAUAUUUGGCAUUGACAAAUGUUUUAUAAGCAGAUAAAAUUUAAUAUUUUA
This is a messenger RNA of Monopterus albus (swamp eel), 2281 nucleotides long. It is a transcript of the gene utp15, whose product is annotated as UTP15 small subunit processome component. The record is from RefSeq and is a predicted model, not a curated record. Lineage: Eukaryota; Metazoa; Chordata; Actinopteri; Synbranchiformes; Synbranchidae. Gene Ontology annotation, cellular component: nucleolus. Bases 261 to 1847 code for a protein of 528 amino acids. Gene Ontology annotation, biological process: positive regulation of transcription by RNA polymerase I; rRNA processing. Gene Ontology annotation, molecular function: protein binding. The transcript has 12 exons.